UACUGAUGGCGUCUUCGUUUUUUGGGUGCAGUGUUUGUUUUCAGUGGAAAUUAACACAGCUAAAGAAUAUGCCUGUGUUUAUGUGAACACGACAAGGACUUUACUCUGAAAUUUUGCCACUGCAUCUCCUUUAAAAUCAUUGUUGUGUCGUCUUGGAAACUGUCCGCGUGUGUGCUUCGCUUUGAAUGCUGUCGUCUGCGAGACAAUUUCGAUUCGUGAGCGGCUUUAUGGCCGCUGUCUUAGCCUUUUGACAAGUUGGUGAACCUUUGGUCACACACGUUUUAUCUCUGUGUUACGAGCUUGUGAUCUGGUUGUGAGGCAGUUGGAGCACCUGCAAACUGAAAAGCGUCCACGGUGCUAAGAGCAAGAUAAAUGUGGACGAUGAUGACCUACGGGCUUGAAUGAAGGGAAGUUCUCCGUUCUGCUGGUUCACAGGUGCUCCGCCAACCAUGGCUCUUCUUCUUCCGGUCACAGCGUUGACGGCAGUCGUACUACUCGUCUCGGCCAAUCGCGUCGUGCCACCAGAUCAUGUACAGGAAUUUUCGUGCGGCCGCCUCUACUACCGGACCUUUUACAUGGACCGCAAGCGAGAGGUUCUCUUCGUGGGCGGAAUGGAUAAGGUGUUCCGACUCAACUUGGCGAGCAUCAACAGAACCAAGUGCAACGACCGAACGCUUACGGCCAACCCGAACGUCGUGGUCUCGUGCGUUUACAAGGGCAAAAGAGAGGACUAUGAAUGCAGAAAUCACAUCAAGGUGAUCCAGCCCAUAGGUGACGGAAGCAAACUCUACAUCUGCGGAACCAACGCUCAGAAUCCGAGGGAUUUGGAAAUUUAUAGCAACAAUUUGACGGAGGUACCAAAAGAGCACCUGACAUUACGUGACAUUGGACGAGGCAUUGGAAAAUGCCCCUUUGAUCCAGAUGACAAUUCAACUGCGAUAUGGGUUGAAAAGGGCAACCCUGGUGACUUGCCCGGCCUCUACAGCGGUACAGUCGCAGAGUUCACCAAGGCCGACACAGUCAUCUUCCGCUCUGCACUCUUCAACAGGACCACACACGAACAGGAGGAGCUUUUCAUGCGAACUCUGAAAUACGACUCCAUGUGGCUGGACAAGCCCAACUUUGUCGGAUCCUUCGACAUUGGUGACCACGUGUAUUAUUUCUUCCGUGAGAGUGCAGUCGAGUACAUCAACUGCGGAAAAGUCAUCUACUCCAGAGUUGCUAGAGUGUGUAAGAAAGACACCGGUGGCAAGAAUAUCCUUACCCACAAUUGGGCAACAUUCCUCAAGGCAAGGCUCAACUGUUCCAUACCCGGAGAAUAUCCGUUCUACUUCAACGAAAUUCAAAGCGUUUACAAGUUUCCGGACGACGAUAAUCAUAUCUACGCCGUGUUUACAACAUCACUUCACGGAGGUCCCUAUGGAUCUGCCGUCUGCUCGUUCCUCUUGAGCGACAUUCAGGGGGUGUUUGCCGGAAAAUUCAAGGAACAGAAGACGUCGUCCUCUGCGUGGCUGCCCGUUUUGACCAGCCAAGUGCCGGAGCCCAGGCCGGGGCUCUGCGUAAACAGCACCAAGACUCUCCCGGAUGCUGUGCUCAACUUCCUCCGCACCCACACGUUGAUGGACUCGGCGGUGCCUCAGUCCAGGGGACCCAAGGCUGCGGGGCCAGUGUUCUAUCGAGAGAACGUCGUCUUCCUCUCUCUGGCUGUGCACAGGGUCGAGGUGGACGGCGUAGAUUACGUGGUCUACUACACUGGGACACGUGACGGCCUCGUGUAUAAAUUGGUGGAGUGGAAAGACAGGUCUGGAGAAGCCUUCUCCAAUUUGGUAGACGUCUUUGAGGGAAGUCCUGGGGAACCCAUUCGCACCAUGGAUAUCUCUAGCGUGCACAAGUCGCUGUACGUCGGAUCGGACGACGCAGUACGUCAGUUCUCCUUACACAUGUGCAGAGGGCGGCACUUAAGCUGCGUGCGCUGCAUUCGUGAUCCUUACUGCGGCUGGGACCAGGAGCACCAUGAGUGCAAGCCCUAUGUCAAUGGGUACUUGCAGGAUGUGACAAACAGUACACCUGGAAUAUGUGAAAAGAGCAUUCGUCGGAAGCAAAUUCAUGCCUACUGGGGUGAGAGUAUUCACCUGUCUUGCCAAGCACAUCAUCCAGAUCUCCUGGAACCACCAGGAGGCGCCAGCUUCCUUCCUUCAAACCGUCUACCACCACAGACACUGCAAUGGAUUCACUACAGCAGGGAGAAAGGUCGGCGUGUCGUCAUGCCGAAACGGGACAAGUACGUGCACAGUCAGGACCAUGGCCUCGUGGUGAUGGCGUUGACGGAGAGGGAUGCUGGGCGCUACGAUCUGCAUCUUGACCCUAUUGGGACACUUUGUAGCUACAACGUAACCGUGGACACCAAAACGUGUGCUGCACCUACAGAAACUGAAUACCGCAAGAUCUACUCUGACUGGUGCCACGAAUUUGAAAAGUACAAGCACGCCAUGAAAACCUGGCAGACCAAACAGGCGAAAUGUCAAGGCGCACAUCCGAACGACGUCACCUACCACGGCAACCCGUCCGCUUGAGAUCCACGACCGAUAUUCAGACCCAUCACAACCGUACCGCCAAUACUGCUACUACUACUACUACAGAGUUAAACAAAACAGUGCUCAAUCCACCUGCUCCACUUUCCCCCACGUUUUUUGCAGAGAGAAUUUUCGAGAAACAAGAGAGUCAUAUACACAAUAUGACAUUGUGUCCGAGGUGCGUGCGGACGACGCAGGAACUGUAGGGAUUGACCCGACCGAAAGCCACGUGUUGUCAACGGUAACGCAUUUGUUGCCAGCCUUGGACUGCGUUUCGGGACGGGUGCGUCCGUGUGUGUGUGGUGCGUCCGUGUGUCUGUCCCUCUAUUGUGGCGAAAACGGACGCUGCUGUGUGUUUUACAGACUCUUAGAUGGUUCAUUUCUUCACUGCCCUCGCCCGCCCUACACAGGUGUAGCAGAUUUUUUUUUCUUCUAAUUUUGGAAAGCCUCCUUGAGAGAAAGAGGAAGCUCUAACCUGGUUGUAUAGCUUCUCUAGAUGCUUGUUUUCCCACCGACAUCCCGUGGAUGUCCCCGUGCUUCAAUCUCCACGAUGAGACGACUGCAAGCAUUUUUCCUUACCACUGUCUCUGCCAUGGUGGCAAGACGCAGAGUUAAGGAAUCGGCAAGCCACGUGGCAGAACGAUUUGUUGAGUUGACGGAGCCGGAUUCGCAUCCCGUAUAGUAUUUUCUUAAAACUAUAUUUAAGUGUUCUUUGCUGAGUGAUAGAGAGUGAACUGUACCUUUUAGGUGAACAGGUUUUAUUUUUGUGUUACUUUUUGUUUGUCUUUUAUGCAUGUUUUACUUUACUCGGUGCAUGAACCUUUAAGAGAGAAGGUCACAGUGAUGUGAUAGAGCAUUUAUGUUAGUUCUCUACUAGGUAGGUAGAUCUGAGCUCUCAGUUUGUUCUGUACUUUUAUUUUGUACAGGGUUGUGACAGGAACAAUGCUUCUGAGUUUUGGCUCUGGCUGGCAUAUUGUUGCUAGCACUUCUUUUUUUUAAAGUUUUACAGAGAAAAGCUCACCUUGGGCUAGAUAUACGACAACUGCACUUGCACUUUGCAGCAGCUUACUGAAUCAUGCAACUUAUUCACUCUGUAAUUCGUGAGUGUGCUUAAGAACAAAACACAUAAGCAAUGAGCAUUUUGACAUUUCCGGACAACACCACCUACUCAUUCACCAGAAUCAGAGUAGCUGGCUUGAUUGACAGGACACUGAAACAACGCAUUCUAAGAAAUCAUCGACCUUGCGAAUCGUCGUAUUCACCAGAAAGUAAAGUUCUCAAACCAAGUAUUCUAUAACUUACGAGUGUAAAUGACCUGGUUGCCAGGGCUUUUUGCCUAUAUAUUACAGGCGAAGAGCGCCGUGGAGAUUUUGUUGUCAUAAUCUUUUUUUAUGUUUCUAUACUUAGUCUUUAGGUGUUAGUCUUCAGUCAAAUUGUUUAUGCAUUUUCUUGCAAAAAUUUUUCAUUUAUGUUUGUUCAAAUUAAGAACUUCUCUGUCAUAAUUUGCAAAUUAUUUGCAUUUUUUGUUUUUUAAAAUUUAUUUGUACAAUCAUGCAAUGUCCUUUCUUACUAAAUCUGCUUGCCAUGUGCAGAUAUUUGUCAACACCACCCUGAUGUUUUUUUUUUUCAGUUCUCUCGACCACUCUGAUUGGUAUGUUACAUUUACUUGUAGAACAGGAUGCAGUAUACUUGGGGUCCAACUUUUUGGGGUUAGAUGUGUUUCCCAGACUCCCAGGGGGGGAAAAUCCAGUGCUAGGUCCACAAGUAACUCACGAAAGAGCCAAAUUCCUAUAGGCAAGCUCCUGUGGAGGAUGUGUGUGUUGUGUUUGUCCCUGGAUGGCUCAUUGAUUGGCUCAUUGAUUGGCUCAUUGAUUGGCUCAUUGAUUGGCUCAUUGAUUGGCUCAUUGAUUGGCUCAUUGAUUGGCUCAUUGAUUGGCUCAUUGAUUGGCUCAUUGAUUGGCUCAUUGAUUGGCUCAUUGAUUGGCUCAUUGAUUGGCUCAUUGAUUGGCUCAUUGAUUGGCUCAUUGAUUGGCUCAUUGAUUGGCUCAUUGAUUGGCUCAUUGACUGGCUCAUUGACUGGCUCAUUGACUGGCUCAUUGACUGGCUCAUUGACUGGCUCAUUGACUGGCUCAUUUGCUCAUCUGUAAUCAGGUUCUAGUUUCAUAUUCGAAAUUCAGAAUAAAAUAGCAGGCUAUCGAUAAAUUCGGGUGUUAUCAGGCUAUUUCUUUUUCAUUCUGUCCAGCAAGCAGUGCAGAGUUAGAGGCGCAUAUAUUGGUUAAACACGCAUUCCUCGCGAUUUAUAGCCACAGGCGUCAUACGUUGUAAAAUCAAAUAUACUUCGCAGUAUUUAUUUUCGCAUUCAAGCAAUAUUUAUACCAGACAUGCAUAUCAAUUGCUACUACAUAGUUUAUGUGAUAAAUGACAUAGCGUAAUAGGUGUUUGGAAUUCGGAGAGAAAUCUGGUCUAACCCGAGGAAGUUGGAGCACAAGUAUACUUGUUGUCUAUUAAUUGCAUCAGUUUCAUAUACAUAUUGGUUUCAUAAACAUUUUGGAACUCAUGGUGGAAUUUUUGUGACGAGAACACACCUUGUGAUGAGCACAACAGCUAAUGAUCAGAAUGUUUUUGCAUAUAUUUAGAGUUCUCUAUUUAGAAAGUGCAUUUUACCAACGUUACGUUCUCAUAUAUUUCGAAAAGUGUCUUAAUGGGAAUUGCAUAUUUGGCAGUUUUAUUUUAGCUAGUGUUAGGCCACUAGAGUGGCCACUAUUUGUUUGUGAAGACAUGGUAUGGUGCAGCAAACACACUCUAUCAUUAUGGCAGCUCUUUGUUUUGCUCUUAUUGUUUCAUAUCACCCUUUUUUCUUGUUGUCAGAGCAAGAGUCCUCUUAGCUUGCUCUACGUUAGCAGAGACGUGUUGUGAGUUUGUCGUAUCAUAUCCUUCACUGAACAACGCAGCAACAAUUUUACAGGAAACUCGCAUUGUUAGCGUUAUUCCUUAUUUAUUUUUAGAGCCUGAAGUUUUAGGGUUUAACCCGUUUCUUCCCCGAAUUGAAGGUUGCCUCAUUAGGUUGAAACCCCGAUUUUUACCCGGCAAAUUGCUCUCACUGAGACGUCUGUAGGAAUGCACGCUAACUUGUUUGGCUGCGAAUGCAGGUAAGUCACCGUUUGUAUCAAACCAGUACAGCUAGUUUGAGUAACUGAGCCUGAUUUCUUCCAGAAUUUGGCAUACUCAAAGCUUUUUCACCCAAAUAUGCACGAAUUUAGAGCGAAUACGUUUAUUUAUCAGAUUUUGAACGCCCAAAUUCAGAAAAAAAAAUAUUUCCCGAAAACUUCAGGCUCCAUUUAUUUUUAGUCAUUAUUUCAUGCAGUAUUUGAACAAAAGCAGCUACGAUUGCCAGGUAAUGCCGACCGCAGUAAAGGUUCCCCGAGUGUCUCUGGCUACACGACUGUAAGGGUGUGAAAGGUUUGGCCACAUUGUCAGAAUAAGUUUGGUGAAUAGUACGAGGGGGCAACACUCUCCCCCUGAUGCUUCAGGCUUCCUACAAAUGCUUUUACCGACGGUUUGGAAGAGUCAUCUUUUAACAUCACGUAAAACCUGUUACCUUCAGCUUACUUUUUCUGUACUUUGAAGUAGAAUGUAUUUAUCGGUCCUGGAAAAAUAUGUAAGUAACAGACGGACAAUUUAACAGUGUUUCAUAUGUAUAAAAGUAAAUAAACGUCUCUUUCUAGUG
This is a messenger RNA of Ornithodoros turicata, 6300 nucleotides long. It is a transcript of the gene Sema2a, whose product is annotated as semaphorin-2A-like. The transcript is spliced from 18 exons. Gene Ontology annotation, biological process: axon guidance; positive regulation of cell migration; semaphorin-plexin signaling pathway. The record is from RefSeq and is a predicted model, not a curated record. Gene Ontology annotation, molecular function: semaphorin receptor binding; chemorepellent activity. Bases 402 to 2573 code for a protein of 723 amino acids. NCBI's taxonomy places the organism in Eukaryota, Metazoa, Arthropoda, Arachnida, Ixodida, Argasidae.